This is a messenger RNA of Triplophysa rosa, 1315 nucleotides long. RefSeq names its product high mobility group nucleosome binding domain 1a (gene hmgn1a). Gene Ontology annotation, cellular component: nucleus; chromatin. The transcript has 6 exons. The coding region runs from base 168 to 461 and encodes 97 amino acids. Lineage: Eukaryota; Metazoa; Chordata; Actinopteri; Cypriniformes; Nemacheilidae. Gene Ontology annotation, molecular function: nucleosomal DNA binding. The record is from RefSeq and is a predicted model, not a curated record.
AUGAAAAGAAUAUUAUACAAGGAGAGAUCCGGUCGGGUUUCUGUUCCGCCAGGACAUUUAUGCUGGUUUAAGUGUUUUCCUGACACUUUUACACUUUAUUUACAGUAGUAUAUUAUCUAUUUAAAUUUCCCCGUGUUGUUCUGUAAGAAUACAAGCUUAAAACAACAAUGCCGAAAAGAAGCAAAGCUAACAAUGACACUGAAGCAGCUGGGCCCAAAAGAAGGUCUGAGAGACUUCAAACUAAACCCCAAACACCUGAGCCCAAGCCAAAGAAGGCACCGGCAAAGGGCAAGAAAGCCAAGGAAGUAGAAAAGGCCAAACCAAAGGAGAAGAAAGAAGAUGCAAAGCCAGAAGCAAAAUCUGAGGAGAAGACCCCUGCGGAGAACGGAGAGACUGAGGAAGCAAAAAACACUGAUGGGGAGGAAGAAAAGCAGGACCAGAAAGAGGAAGCUGCUAAAUAACAUUGUAUUUCACCAGAGCUCCCAAAACUCUUUUCUUGUACAAUACAGAAGAAUAUUUUUAUCGACUCUUUUCUAAGCAGGUUUUUUUAGUAAUUAUUAAAAACCCAUUUUAUUAGAACGAUCCAAGAGAAAAGCCUUUAAAGAAGGAUCCAUCUUAUUCCACUCCAAUUUCUUCUGAAGAUGAUUUGCAGUCAUGAAACCGCAAGUGACAUAAUUGUCUGGCUUUGGAGUCGGACAGGUUGUGCCAUUUUCUUAAAAAAGUGUAAUUUCUUAGGUCUUUAUUAAAACUGGAAGAGUUUGUUUGAGACACUAACAUUCCAUAGGCGAUGUGACGUACAUGUUUCUAGUCUGUAUUGUAUGGGAAGGGAGUUUAAGAAAUUUUUGAUUGUUUGAAUUGUUGAUAAGCUGUAUUUUAUGGAUUAAAACCUCGAUAUUAGUCCAGUUUGUUUUUAAUCAACAUCUUUGAUAAAUGAUAAACCUGCUCACUAGUACUGGAACACUCAUCAGAUAUGUGAACUGCGACAUUAUUUGACUUGGUUUGGUAAGAGCACUGCAAGAAUGUUGUAUAGCUGCUGUGUACAAGGUUUUCAUAUUUUCUAUAUGCAGUAUGUGAUGGUACUUUAAGAGGAUUAAAAGGAAUAGUGUGUUAGGACACAAGUGUGCCACAGUGUUAAACAUGCAGGUUGUAUGAAAAUUACUGUAAUUUCAUUCUCAUGUACAUGCCAGCAGUAGCUACAUCACAGAGUUGUUAGGUUAGAAGUACAAAUGUACAGUUUCAUGUUUUGGUUUCUUGUUGUGUAGUAUCUGUAAUGAUUGGUAUAACAUACCAAUAAAAUGGUUAUUUACCAUGGUUA